Salvelinus sp. IW2-2015 is the source of this 2502-nucleotide messenger RNA. Lineage: Eukaryota; Metazoa; Chordata; Actinopteri; Salmoniformes; Salmonidae. The record is from RefSeq and is a predicted model, not a curated record.
AAUAUUAAUGCAUUACACAGGCAUACAUGCAAGUAAUGUUAUGUAAUUCGCCUCCAAUUAACAAUGCAUGAUCACACUAUCACCGUGUGUCCCGUCUGUCCGUUGACAGACCACUGUAACAGUUACCAUCAAACAAGAGAGACUGAGGAGGACGGCCCAGGGAAUGUGGUGCCCCAAAUGAACUGAGGAUGAAUGCUCCUGAGCAUUCCACCACUCCACUGGUCGCCCGGCAACCGCAUCCCACUGAUCAGAGCAGUUUUGAGGAGGACUGGGGGUUCCAGAGUACACCACCAGGGGGUAGAGAUGAGCUCACUGACUCUAUGGAACACAACAUAGAAGUGGAACAUAGAACUAUGGGACACCACAUAGAAGUAGAACAUAGAACUAUGGGACACCACAUAGAACAGGAACAUAGAACUAUGGAACACCUAGAACUGGAACAUAUAACUCUGGAACAUGACCUCAGUAGCAGCUCUCACUGCCUGGACCAGGACCAGCCUGUAGUAGUUGAGGAGAUCCGCCUCAAGAGGGAGCCAGAGAGCCCAUGUCCAGACCUCAACCCACUACCGGGAGGAGAACCAGGCCUGGAGGUCGACCAGGRGGAUCUGGGCCAAACGUACCCCGAGUAUGCAGCACUGAACCUGGGGUACGGUGGCUACACAGACACCUCUGGUCUAUUUUUCACCUACUCGUCAGAAAACCAACAACACACUUCCUCCUCGACAACGACCACAGACGAUUACGCAUCGUUCCCGGGGAAACACUCCGUCACCGUCAUGCCUGGUCACCAUGGAGACCAAAGAGGAAAUGGUGGGACUGUCAGAACUCGAGCUCCCCUCAGUAAAGAGAAGGAGGGGAGGUUCGUAUGCAAACAUUGUGGGAAGGGUUUCCCCUACAUCAGCUGCCUUAAGCGGCACGCCCUCAACCACACGAGAGAGAGGAUGCAUCACUGCUCCGUGUGUGGGCGGAGCUUCAUCAGACCCAGUCACCUGAGGAGGCAUGAACUGCUGCACACGGGUGUCCGACCCUUCGCCUGCGCACUAUGUGGACGCCACUUCUCGCAUGGUGCACACCUCCAAGCUCACAUGAAGACACACACGUGAUGGAAGUGCCCUGUGUGUGACGUAAUUGAUGUGUGUGACGUAAUUGACUUCUUGUUUUGCAUAUGAUCUAAAGUUAUGUGGAAAGACUUGAACCAGUUUUACAAAGGGGGAUUCCACAUAAAAUCAAGAGUUCAAUACAUACAGUAGACAUCUGUUCUGUGAAUUGGCMUUUAUUGUAGCCUGCUGUGUUGCUAGGCAGUUUCUGAGUAAAAUGCUGAUGGUUGAGAUGGCUGCUUUCAUUGGUCAAGUUACUUUUUAAUUCCAGAAGAUGUAUUUUAUUAUUGCUGUCAAAUCAUAUUCCAAGUUUGUAUUUCCAUUUUACAAUGAAUGACAUUAUCAUCGGAAAUCCCACACAGCUGUGAGUAGCUAGGCCUACUUUUAGAGUGUAUAUUUAAGGCCUGAGGGGGUGUGGUAUAUGGCCAAGGCUAAGGGCUGUUCUUAUGCACAACACAACACGGAGUGUCUGGACACAGGUGGUAUAUUGGCCAUAUACCACAAACCCCCGAGGUGCCUUAUUGCUAUUAUAAACUGGUUACAAGUGUAAUUAGAACAGGAAAAAUACAUGUUUUGUCAUACCCCUGGUAUAUGYCUGAUAUACCAUGGYUUUCAGCCAAUUAGCACUCAGGGCUCUACCACCCAGUUUAUAAUUAGAUGUAAGCAACUGGAGACAACUCACCACUCACAUAUAUUUUGGUCAUUUAGCCUAGUCCCCAAUGCCUGGCCAACGCUUGCGUCGCGUGCACCAUGCAGCGCAGGUGGAAARACAGACAGCGAAUGGACWGGCACAACGCGGCGCCUGCGCGUAAUGGUGACGAGGUUUCUGUUUARAGWUCUACCACAAAUCAACAAGAGGAUCGACAUUAAACAAGGUGAGUARCUGGUAUAUAGGCUAAUAUCUGAAUGUAUAGGCUACAGMCUAUGUAUGGCAUMGUUUUCAUAGCCUACGAUUUAUGAUUAAUGCUGCAUGGUUGAACUGUGGCCAGUGUAAUAAUUGUCAUAAAAAUUGCUCUACCAUAGCCAUACACGCUUUUAUUGUUUUAUGACAGCACAGUGUCCUACACUGGUCAACGUCCCGUUAUAACCGAACUAUUUUACUGUCUAUUUUGAGGCGUUUUGGCACCAUACUACAGAUUGCACGCAAAGAAAACACAGUAAUGCAAUGACCGCAUGGCGGAUUAGUCUGUAGCUAAUCUGAUGUGGAUUACCGUUAUAUGGCGAGUGUACUUUAUCUGUUGUAGUCUUCCCGCACUGUAAUGUAGGCUACAGCUCAGUACACAUUCUCAUACCAUUAGCGGAUUUACUACGCAUUAGACCGUAGCCGAUAGUCCCUAGGCUGUAUUAUUCCGAUUUCCGAACUUGUAUUAUAAUUAUUUAUCCUUAAAGUGUUUGAUGUGCACUA